Messenger RNA from Trichomycterus rosablanca, 1568 nucleotides. RefSeq lists its product as uncharacterized. The coding region runs from base 1 to 1398 and encodes 465 amino acids. The record is from RefSeq and is a predicted model, not a curated record. NCBI's taxonomy places the organism in Eukaryota, Metazoa, Chordata, Actinopteri, Siluriformes, Trichomycteridae. The transcript is spliced from 10 exons.
AUGUUGUGCAGCACAGAGGCAGAUAAAGGUUUACAAGAGAAAGGACGAGCCGAACUGCACAGGCUGAGGGAGUUAUCCGGGCACUCUCGGUACGGCGCGUGCUGGUCUCGUGCGCUGGAGAAAGUGCACGCGAGCUGCAGGGACUUGAACGAUGAUAUGCAGAGCAUGAUGGCGCUGGCCUUCACUCACUGCCAUCUGAGAAGGUCUGGCCGUAGCUUCCCGGAGUGCCCCGAAGGCAGCAGUGUUAAAACCUGCACACGAGACAUGGACCCUGUGGCGUUCAACACCUACACAGAGUUUUUCACCCAUGCCCACAGCAUCUGCCAUUACCUGCAGAGCGAGCAGUGGCAGCACCGGGCCGAAAACACUAUCCACAGACUGACUGAAAGUUCAGCUGGUGUGGCGGAACAGCUCGCUUCCACCCAGAAGAUGGCUGAGGAUCUUGUAGAGGCCCAGAGUAUGGCAUUAAAAUCUCAGGAAACCAUUCUGCGUAAUGGAGAGGAGCUGAAGAGCACUUUACAGCACUCCACAAAGGGUCUGAAGGACGUGUUCUCUGAGAUGAAGACGUCGGUACAGGAGCAGCAGGUGGCAUUUGCUGAGAUCUUUAACCGUGUAGCCUUUCUCCAAAGCUUCAUCAUGUCCGAGUCUCACACCCUCAGCUCUCUGUUCUACAACGCGCUGGGAUUCUGCGCCUCCUUCCUGCUGACCUCCACCCACCGUACUGCGGGAGCCAGGUUGUUUCUGUUUGGGCUGGUGGCUCUGAACGUUUACCUGGAACGACUCGUCUGUAGGAUGGUGCUGGAAAAUGAUGAUCCUGGAUAUCAACAGAUGGAGAGGAUUGCCGUCCUGGUUGGGCUUCUUAGAAAAGCAAUGAUGAUGAUCGGCUGUGUUGUUCUGUUGUACUUUGCUCUGCGGUUCUGCAACGUAAACAGAGAAAGUCUGGAGAUUCUGAGGGAGCUGAAAGAGACACAUACUAAUCUUCAGCACAGCUUGCGCAAAGCUGAGCGUCUUUCUGGUUCUAUGAACGACUGGACGAAGCCUAGACAGAAACAGUUGGACGGCAUGUGGCAUAAGGAAGAGGAGAGCAGUCUGGUCAUUCUGCAUCCCAGCGGUGCCAUCCAAACCACUCUGCCGUCACUUUCCGCUCUACACAAGAACAGACAACAAGAGCGCUAUGCUUCACCACCGGAAGCUCCGAGCAGUCUGGAGGUCUCGAAAAGACGGCGCCGUUCUUCAGGCUCUCGCGUCCGUAACUCCGCAGUCGUCUACAGUGUGCUAGUGGAGGACGAUCAGUUGUGGAUCAAAGCCAAGUUUGCUUUCUGUGUUUCUGUCCCGUACCCGAGGUAUAGCCUGAGGAGCAGGAAAUCCUUAUGUGCUCUGGAGCCAAAAGAGGAAUGAGGCUGAUACACAUCUCUGUGUGUGUGUGUGUGUGUGUGUGUGUGUGUGUGUGUGUGUGUGUGUCUUCUACCUCAUGCUAAAUGUACAGUAUGUGCUUGUCAGUGUUGUGACCACAUUGCUUUUUGAUGGAUUGUAAUUGUGGAUUAUUUAAAUAAACAACAUUUUAAUAA